UCGAUUAAUUUGGAGCUGCCUUCAGCAGAUAUGUGCUCAUCUAAUUUUUAGCUGGAUUUGAGUAUCAAAGAUAUUUAAAUUUAACAAAGAGAGAUUUAUCUGAAGCUUUGAGAACCUACUUAAGAUUUUCCGCCCUAGGAUAAGUUAAGAGGGAGGAGACAUUGGAUUAGAUGCAGGAUGAUGAAUGGAAGAAAUUUGGAAGCAAGACCAGAGCUCGAUGCAGAACCGAACCGGCAAUUAGUAACGUGUUGUUAGCUCCUCUGUCCUUCUCUUUUCAUAAACCUAGAAUGUUUAAGUCUCCAUAAGUUAUAGGCAGCGCAAUACCCUCCAAGAGUCAAGAAUAAAGGCAGGUGGUCCUACCAAGAGCACGAUACUUUUGUCAACUGCCUCAAGAAGUAUGGAAAGAAUUGGGACAUUAUUGAAGAGAUGAUUCCGACAAGAUCCAGCAUUCAGAUUAGGUCUCACUGCCAGAAAUACCUCAACCAGAUCAAGAAAGAUUACCAAACUGAUGAUCCUAUGGGGUGUGUGCUCAGGAAUAUGUGAGAUGCAUCGCCUUUUUACCAGUUCAAGCCUCCUGAAGCUUCUCCAUUAGCUCAUAUAAAAGUUGCGAGUGCCCGGAGCGAAUGUCAGAUGCUUGGCUACAGAGCUAGUUUUGAAACUAAGGCUCAGAAGAGAAGAAAAAGAAGCUCACUCAUAAGUUCAAAUCACUCAGAUAACCAUGAAAUUCCUCAUAUGAAAAGAAGGGAUAUGAAAUUCAUUCAAAAGAGCAUUGAAGAUCCAUUCGAACAAAAUAUGCAAAACUUUUCUUCUCCAGAUAGAGAUAGAGAGGAAUGAGUAGGUAACAAUAACCAGCACUACUCAGAUAAGUCCUCCAGGAUCGAGAAAGCUUCUUAUGGAAGAUCUAAGAGUUUACUUACUACAUGUACGAAACUGAAUAAACCUAACCAAGUAAAGACUACAGAGCCAAAAUCGUUUGAAUCCAGAGGAACUCCAGACUUAUCUAAAAUUAUCAAGAAGGGGUCAAAUGUGCUGGUUCUUGGUAACGGAAAAUUGCUAAUACAGGCUGAUAUGAUUAAAUCUGAGAUACCUUGUCACUACCAACAUCUGGAAGACCAAAUUGGUAUUCUUUCUCAUGAUGGUCCAUGAAAAGUCACAAUAAUACCUUUAAAACAAUUUGACAGCAGUAAAACUCAGAGUAAGACUCAAAGCCAAAAUUUUACCAGCUCUAACGAAGAGAAUGCGCAAGGGAAUAAUUUUAAACCUCCUCUUUUUCAUACUAGUGUUACAACUAAUGCACCCAAUAUAAAUAUUGGAAAUUCCAAAGAAGCAGGAAAUCAAGAAUUCCUCAAAGUAAUGAAUAUAAUCAAACAGAUUUUCUGUUGGUGUCCAAGAAAGCAAGCCUAAUAAGAAUCUCUGAGAAUGUUUAGACCAUAAGAAUCCCAUUGAACCUUAAUUCCUACAACUUUA
This is a messenger RNA of Moneuplotes crassus, 1467 nucleotides long. Lineage: Eukaryota; Ciliophora; Spirotrichea; Euplotida; Euplotidae. The record is from the annotation of a GenBank genome assembly.